Molecule: messenger RNA, 581 nt
Organism: Indicator indicator
Lineage: Eukaryota; Metazoa; Chordata; Aves; Piciformes; Indicatoridae
Gene: TMEM234
Product: transmembrane protein 234
Exons: 5
Coding region: 1-471 (156 amino acids)
Source: RefSeq, a predicted model, not a curated record
AUGGCGGCCGCGCCACAGGCGAGAGCGCUCCGCGAUCGCUUCCGGGUCAGGCGGGGCGGGCACCGGAAAUGCGUCACCGUCACUAUGGCGCCCGCGGGCGAGGCAGCGGCGCUGGUGCUGGCGGCCGUGCUGUGGGGCAGUACCGGCCCCUUCCUGCGGACGGGCGCGGCGGGGCUGGAGGAGGUGCGGUGCGAGGGCCGCCUGCAGCAGCUGCUGGCCGAGAUCCGCUUCCUGGGCCUCAACUACAAGUACAUGGUGCCUUUUCUGCUCAAUCAAGGUGGAUCUCUCCUCUUCUACCUCACCUUGGCAUCUGCAGACCUGUCCCUGGCUGUGCCACUCUGUAACUCCCUGGCCUUGAUAGUCACUCUGGUGACUGGGAAGAUUCUGGGAGAGGACAUUGGUGGGAAAAGAGCUGUGGCAGGAAUGCUGCUCACUGUCCUGGGAGUCACACUCUGUGUAGCUGCCUCAUGAAGGAGAUGUGGUGAAAAGCAGAGGAAGGAGAACCUGUUCCAAGGUAACCCCUGUGGGUUCUGGCUCAGCAGCACUCCCUUCAGCUCAGUGUCACCUGGAAAACUGUAGUU